AUGAAGCUGCUGCUACUGCCGCUUCUGCUUUUUGCGGGCAACUUGAAAGCUGAUGAACCGAAAAGAGCGAAGCUCAUCUGCGAUUUGACGGCCGAGCCGUGGAGCCAUUCGCAGGGAUGCACGGAGGUGACGCGCGAGAUCGUCGACAAAGACCCGGGCGUCGCCUUCAAAGAAAUUGUCGACCUCGGCACUUUUAUCUACGAGAUCGUAUAUGUCGACGGCUUUGACCUAACUGAGCAAGAAGCAGGGAAGUAUUGGCCCCAGCGGCCGAUGGAAUUGCGUGCGUUCAACGUGCGGUUCAACGCACUCUACAGGCACUACUUCCCCGAUCAGUACAUCACCUGCGACGUCACCGGCCCACCCUACCAUCCCGUGCACGGCUGCAAGCAGCUGACGCGCACCCAAGCAGACCCUGACUGGGGCAUCGCCUUCGAGGAGGAGCUCAACUACAAGACCUACAACGUCACCUGGGUGACGUACGUCAACGACCUCAAAGGUAACGACUGGGCCGACGAGCCGAUGCAGCUGGCAACGGCGCUCAGCCCGGGUUUCCGCGAACUCGUCGAAUUCAACUUCCCGAACGGCAAAUACGAUUUCGGGGACCCGAGCGGCGUCCCAAGGGUGAAGCGACCCGAAGGCGGCGUUCCCUACCAGCAACACUGGCUGUAUCCCGCGUCAACACCACCACCAACGACGCGGCUGCCCUUCCAUGUCCCGCCGGAUCUGCUGGCGAUGGUCCUGUUGGGGAUGUUAGAGCUGGGAUUGGUGGCGUGUCUCGUCCUUUACUGCGUCCACGAGAUCAGGAAUAUACGCCGGAUUCGGCGGGAACGAAAAGAGCUCGCUGCGGCCCAGGAAGCUGGAAAAAACACGUCAAAAAUGCUGGAAGCGACGAGCAGCACCAUGAAAAAUGAGGCGGAUGCGGCGAACGCGACAAACACGGCCGACGCGCCGCAGCAGCCACCCGACGCCGGGCUGGUGAAGCCCGGA
This is a messenger RNA of Mesorhabditis spiculigera, 987 nucleotides long. Lineage: Eukaryota; Metazoa; Nematoda; Chromadorea; Rhabditida; Rhabditidae. The record is from the annotation of a GenBank genome assembly.